This is a messenger RNA of Hippocampus zosterae (dwarf seahorse), 3053 nucleotides long. Its product is annotated as adhesion G protein-coupled receptor F4-like. Lineage: Eukaryota; Metazoa; Chordata; Actinopteri; Syngnathiformes; Syngnathidae. The transcript is spliced from 13 exons. Gene Ontology annotation, biological process: cell surface receptor signaling pathway; G protein-coupled receptor signaling pathway. Gene Ontology annotation, cellular component: membrane. The record is from RefSeq and is a predicted model, not a curated record. Gene Ontology annotation, molecular function: G protein-coupled receptor activity. The coding region runs from base 1 to 2988 and encodes 995 amino acids.
AUGUCGUCAACCGUGUUAGUGUAUCUGCUGGGAUUUUUAGCCACGUGCUAUCAGUUCAGUACCGUAUGUCAAAAAACAACCCGUGUUCCUGUUCCAGAGUGCGUAGCUGUGGAAGGUGAGCACACUUGCAACUGUGCCAAUGGCUACAUUUGGAGCAGCGAGGUGUGCGACAAGCUCAACUGCUGCAGUGACGCUCCGUGCAAACGCAACGUCUUGGCAAUCGCAUCGGUUUGCAUUGCCAAGGUCCAAGGGUUUUUGAGCAUUUCUCCAUCUUCAAGGCUGUCCAACUGUUCCGUGGACUUUGAGGUGGAUCUUAGCGUCAAAUGUGACCUGGCGAAACUCCGAGGCGUCGUGUCGACUUUGGAAGGCAACCUCGGGGCCGUUUUCAGGAUCAAAUCUGUAGGCAAGUCAAAGUUCUUCUGGGGCGCGGGGGCUUUGCUUCGAGGAGACGCCCGUCAACUCCACUUUCGGGACUUUCCUUCUCUCGUAGGGUUGGUGACCAUCGAGCCGAAGGAAGCUUUCCUACCACACCGGUCUGAGUCGACACUGAAAUGCACUUUUGAGGAGGCGUCGAACAGCUCGGGUUGGAGAAUCAAGCGCAACGAGCCCUUUGAGCUUCACAACGGCAGCGUGGUCAAGCUGCAUUCAAACUGCGCCACGGAAGAACACAAGUCUUGCACUGCCGUCACACUUCGAAGCGUAACAAGUCUCUGGGCAGGCGUGUAUGAAUGCGAAUUCACCAGCGGGACGUUCAGUCACACGGCGACGACAGUACUAAGAGUGGCACCUCUGCCCGAAGAGAUCUACAUGACAGCCAAACCGGUGACUGUGGACUGCUCGAAAAGACCAAGCAGUGAAAAUGUGACGGUGGAUCUCACGGCCACCGUCCGCGACGACAACGAGACCUAUCAAGUCUCCUGGAGCUACAGAGGCGGAGAUGAAAUGCAAUCCACUGCCGAUUCUUUGGGCUACCAUUUCAAAGUUGCAAUCAGCUGCCAAGAAGAGAGGGACGCCCAUUCCGUGAAUGUCACGUUUAAAAACGUCAUGGAUCAACCCAAAAGCGCAAGACUGGAAAUUCCGGUCAUUUAUGGGGGUGACACAUUUUGCGAAGAAGAGGGGGAUUUGUGGCCAAAGACCCCCGACGGAGAAACGGUGAUUAAGCGCACAUGUCCGGAAGGCAGAGUCGGCUACGAGUCGCGCACGUGUCAAGGAAAAGAUUGGCAGCCGGUGUUCUCCAACUGUGUCAGCCACCAUUUGGUCAACCUUACGAAAGCCGCCGAGGUAACGCACGCGUCGCACUUUGACAAGAAGUACUUGCAUCCAGAUGAUCCAAUACGCCGCCGCAAUCGUGGCAUUUUGCAUAGGUUCGUGGAAGGACAGGGGGCAACUGCGGAGGCGUCGAUUGCUAUUUUUGCCGGACUUCUGAACAGUUCCGAGUCAAAUUCAAACGGCAACAGCGCCGACCUGACGGCGUCGGUCCGCAUUCUUGAGUUGAUGGCCGAGGCAUCGGAGCGCGUUCCCCUGAAGAACGCAGUCUUGCACGACUUUACGCACGCAGCAAGUAAUCUGUUGGCCCCAACCUGGGAGGGAGUCAACGACUCCGUCGUUCACAAGCUGUCCUCGAGUUACCUCGGGGCGGUGGAACGCUUAGUGAAAAACAUCCAAAUCGACAGAGACGAAAACAAUUUGACCACUUGCAAUUUAGUCCUCAACUUCUGCCCCGCCCGCAACUGCAGCGUGACUUUGUUCGGCAGCGCGGUGGUCGUGACAAGAAACGGGUCCUCGGGAUUGGUAAAACUACUCGGCGUGAGGAACCUGACGGAUAAAUUACAAAACCACUUCGGCCACACGGAGCCGUCGCCGCUCUUAGUCGCCGCCACGCUGGAAGACGAGGACGAGCCGUCGCUAACCAUCACUUUGGACUUCUUCGGCGAGCGAGCCCAGCCCAGAAACACUUUCUGCGUGUACUGGGAGCCCGCGGGGAGAUGGUCCGAAGAAGGCUGCGCGGUGGCGAACGGCGCCGGGAAUCGCACCCGCUGCGUGUGCAACCACUUGUCCGCGUUCUCCGCCCUGUGGGGCUUCGGCGAGCGGGCGCCGCGAAACCUCGUGGUCCUCACCACGGUCGGUUUGAUGGUGUCCAUUUUCUCCCUGGUUCUCUUUCUCCUCAGUCAGUUCCUGGUGUGGUCGGCGGUGGUCAAAACGGACCUUUCGCAUUUCUAUCACACCGUCAUGGUGAACGUGGCCCUUUUUCUCUUGCUGGCCCACUGCGCCUUCUUGGUUUCCUCCUUCACGGAUCUUUCCCAGCGUCCCGCCUGGUGCAGAUUCGCGGCCGUUUGCAAGCAUUUCUUUUUCUUGGCGGCGUUCUGUUGGAUGCUCUGCAUGAGCGUGACGCUGGUCCACCAUUUGGUUUUUGUGUUCAAGCCGCUGAGCAAGCGGGUUUUCAUGUUCCUCUCCGGCACUUUGGGCUACGUCUGCCCCAUGCUCAUGGUGGGCUCCACCUACAUAUACUGUCAAAACAGCGACACGCCUUACCACGACGAAAGUUGUUGGCUGGUUCCCGGGAAAGCCUUCCAGAGCUCCUUGUCCUCUUUUCUCUUCCCGGUGGGAAGCAUUAUUGUGACAAAUCUGGGUUGCGUGGCGGUGGUCAUCGCCAGGCUGACCAAGACGCCGCCCCUCGAUGGCGUCGAGACAGACCGCCGGGAAACUGCCAAACGCAUCGUCAAAGCCGUGGUCUUUUUGACGCCCGUCUUGGGACUGACGUGGAUUGUCGGAUACUUUUUGUACAUCACGGACCGCAAAGAUCCCUUUUAUACUGUCGUGAACUACAGUUUUUGCAUCCUCAAUUCCUUUCAGGGACUUUCGAUUUUGCUGUCGGGCUGUUUGGCAGAGCAGAAGGUUCGAGAUGAACUACUGAAGCUCAUCAAGGGGGAUUCGACAAAACAAAAUGAGGAACAGAAAACAUCAACCAUAUGCAUGAAAGGCAAAUGAAUCUUGACACCGGCCACCUCCUGCUCUUUGCUUUUUUUUUUUUUAAAGAAUCUGGAAUAUUUUGA